Messenger RNA from Cornus florida, 2053 nucleotides. RefSeq lists its product as uncharacterized. The record is from RefSeq and is a predicted model, not a curated record. The transcript has 4 exons. Gene Ontology annotation, molecular function: protein binding. NCBI's taxonomy places the organism in Eukaryota, Viridiplantae, Streptophyta, Magnoliopsida, Cornales, Cornaceae. The coding region runs from base 281 to 769 and encodes 162 amino acids.
GGUGUAUCACUAUACUUCUUCUCUUUCCAUCUUCUGUUUUGUGUCAAGUCAACGUUAUCUGUACGACGUCGUCUCUCCUCCUUCCUUGCAAAUUCAGCUUUUCCUUUGAAAACCCGUCCAAGAUCCCAAAUUCUGUACAAAGUAUUCAAAUCUUCUUCCCCAUCAAGAAAUACUCACACAAAUCUAUAUAUAUAUAUAUAUAUAUAAUAUUCAUAUACUUUUUGGUCUUCUUUCUAUAUAUAUAUAUAUAGAUGCGUGUGUAUAAAUUUCUCUUCAUUUUAUGGGAAAAUCAUUUUCCAUAUUUGUAACAGCUAAGCUACAACAACUCACUGGAACGAGAGCACAAUUUUUCAGCACUUCCCAACUUACAGGACCCCCACCGCGGAACCGAUUGACUUCGCCAGAAACAGCCGUAGUAGGCGGCGGAGCGAGGCGGCAGAGGUCCAAGAAGAAGAUGGAGAACAGCAAUAGCAGCAGCGGCGGUGAGCCACAGAGCCACCGUAUGCCGCUGUCGCAGGUGGUUUCCGAUUGUGUGAAGCGGUGGUUCCAUGACACCCUCAAGGAGGCCAAAGCCGGCGAUGUAUCCAUGCAGGUGUUGGUGGGUCAGAUGUAUUUCAGCGGUUAUGGUGUCCCCAGAGAUGCCCAAAAGGGAAGACUUUGGAUGUCAAGAGCUUCAAGAGUUCGAUCUUCGGUUUGGAAAGUUAGCACUAAACGUCCAGGUUAUAAUGCAAGUGAUUCCGAUUCAGAUGAAUCGAAAGGUGACUCUUGAUAAGACCAACUUCACAUUUCUGUCCAAUACAGUUUGAAACUUUCACUGGAGGUAACCUGGCAAAUGGCUAUUCAUUACUGAAAAAUUAAUCCCAAUCGGAUAAGUUGAUUUUUCUGUUGUUUAUAAGGAAAACCCUAGCAUCCUGCCUUGAAAAUCUCUAAACUUGGUUGCUUUUGUUAGGAACAUUAGGACAAUAUAUCCUUCCUUCAUGGUUAUACAUCAAUUCUCAAAUAUCCAUAUGUGAUAUUUCUUCUGACUGAGGUUGCAGGCAUGAUUGCGUACUUAGUGUUUGAAAUUAUAUUUGCAGUCAUAAUCAUGGCUAUUAUUUCUCCUUUGAGACCGAAUGUAUGUAGCUAAGAGGGAUCAUGUUUAUGAUGCACAAUGCUGAGCUGUCAAGAAACCACAAAAAUGGGUGUGUGUGAGAGAGUUGGAUGCGGAAGGUUUGAGCGUUUCAAGUCUUCCUGGGAGCUAUAAUGGAUGUGUAUGUGAGAGUUGGAUGCACAACUUACCUACCGGGGAAAAAAAAUAAUAAUAAAAAAUUGAAUGAUUGCAAAUUAAGUUGGAUGGGUGGCAAGAUAAUGCAGCAUAAAAUUAGGAGUGAUUGCAACUGUGUGAAGUCGAGAGAUGAUACUGUUGAGGACGAUAAGGUGCAACAGUACACUAAUGACCUUAUGAUUGAAGUGCAGCGAGUACUUGAGGAAUUUUUUUGGAAGUUCUUGAGGAAUUGUGGGAACUGGGGGGUUCCAUUCAACUAUAGUCCAAUAGGAAAUCAGUCUCAGCAGGCACUAAGGGGGAAGCUUAGAGAUGGAAUUGGUGUGAAGAUGGGUGGAGGGAAAGAAAGAUAGUGGUUCAAUGUUGAGGGAAUUUAAAUAAUGGCAUUUGAUUGAAUACUGAAUAGAAGAAAUGUGUCUUUAUAUGGUUGAUUGGUGACAAUGGACUGAGUAAAUUCUUGCAGAUAAUUGAGACGAUACUUGAUUGAUUUCAAAAUACUCUUUUUGCUUUAAUAAACUGUGAUUCAGUUCGUACAUUGCUGGGAUUAACAGAUCAUUAUCUCAACUUAGUUUUAGCUGCGUGUCAUGCAUAAUCAUUGGGGGUGGCUCAUCUUUUGUUAUAAGGUGUUUAUUAAAAGAAAAAGAAUGUGGUAUUCAAACACCAGAAAAAGCAUAGCAUGUUAUGAGAAUGUUGAGGGAGUGGAAUGCAGGAAGUAUUUUUUGAAAAGUGAAUAUUUUGCCUAGCUUAAUAAUCAUACAUAAGGAUAAUUCAAUCUUAUAUGAGUCUUCUAUU